This is a messenger RNA of Exophiala bonariae, 2412 nucleotides long. RefSeq lists its product as uncharacterized. Gene Ontology annotation, molecular function: calcium ion binding; mannosyl-oligosaccharide 1,2-alpha-mannosidase activity. The coding region runs from base 1 to 2412 and encodes 803 amino acids. Gene Ontology annotation, biological process: mannose trimming involved in glycoprotein ERAD pathway; carbohydrate metabolic process. NCBI's taxonomy places the organism in Eukaryota, Fungi, Ascomycota, Eurotiomycetes, Chaetothyriales, Herpotrichiellaceae. Gene Ontology annotation, cellular component: membrane; endoplasmic reticulum. The transcript has a single exon. The record is from RefSeq and is a predicted model, not a curated record.
AUGUCCUUCCAAGUGCCGCAGAAUGCGCCGUCGUUUUCGAGUUCACAAAGAUCACAAGAAGAUUCCUACUGGCGGUCGAAACAGAGUAAUGGCCAUACGACGAAAGGAGGCGUUGCGGAUGCAGUCACCUCGAAAAUCAACGACAUCUUCAGCGAGCAGCGAGACCUCCCCAUGUACAAAGACAAGCCACAUUUUCCAGCCAGUCGGCGGCCCUCGCUGCUGCAGAGGAAGAGGGUCCAGGGUCUGUUGGGCUUGACGGGAAUAUUCGUUCUUUGGUGGACCGGCUUCUUGUCUUUCGGUGGUCCCAAAGGGCAGUUUUUCGAUGCCGCGGAGCACCGACAUUUCGGCGAGGACUGGUCGGUGCAGAGGGAGGCGGUGAAGGAGGUCUUUCUAACAACCUGGGAGGGUUAUGAGAAAUAUGCAUGGGGUUUGGAUGAAUACCAUCCCCUGUCACGGAAGGGCAAAAACAUGGUUCAAGGCGGCAUGGGAUGGAUCAUUGUUGAUGCCCUGGACACGGCCAUUAUGAUGAACUUGACUUCUCAAGUUGCAACCGCGAGGGAGUGGAUCUCCACUUCACUCAACUAUAACGCAGACCAUGAUGUUAAUACUUUUGAAACGACCAUUCGAAUGCUUGGAGGAUUGUUGUCUGCCUACUAUCUAUCCACCAGCUUUCCGACUCUUGCACCUCAACGAGACGACGAUUUCAAUCAACCAGGGGAGGAUCUAUAUAUUGAAAAGGCCACUGAUCUGGCUGAUCGUCUGCUUGGAGCUUACGACUCUCCAUCAGGAAUACCAUACUCAUCCAUUAAUCUCAACACAUCUCAAGGCCUGAUCAACCACCUCGACAGCGGAGCCUCAUCCACAGCCGAGGCUGCAACCUUACAAUUGGAGAUGAAGUAUCUCUCCAAAGUCACUGGCGAGCCAGUCUACUGGGACCGAGCGGAACUUGUGAUCAAAGCAAUCGAGUCGCAAAAGCGGGAAGAUGGCUUACUCCCCAUUUUCAUCUACCCAGCUACUGGUGAAUUUCGGGGCGAUAACAUCCGUCUUGGAUCUCGAGGGGACAGCUACUACGAAUAUCUAAUCAAACAAUAUCUUCAGACCGGUGGUGUUGAGACAAUCUAUCAGGACAUGUGGGAGGAAGCAUUGGAGGGGGUCAAGAAACAUUUGAUUACAUACUCGGCCAAAUCGUCGCUAACUAUCCUUGCUGAGCGGCCCAGCGGCCUCCACGGCGUCUUGACUCCUAAAAUGGAUCACCUUGUAUGCUUCAUGCCGGGGACAAUCGCCCUCGCAGUCACUGGCGGACAGACUGUGGAGCAGGCAAAGAAAAGACUAGGCAGCAAAUGGAGCAAGAAAAACGACGAGGACCUGCAGCUCGCAGAAGAACUCAUGAAAACAUGCUGGGGCAUGUACAAAGUCACACCGACAGGUCUCGCGCCCGAAAUCUCUUACUUUCACGUCGACAACCCUCCCCGCCAAUGGCAGGGCCACCUCGAUGCGACAUGGACACAACCUGUAUCUGCAGAACUGUCUGACAAUCUCACAGCCGACUGGCGCUCCGACUACGACAUCCACGACAUGGACGUGCACAACCUUCAGCGGCCCGAGACCGUUGAGUCGCUCUUCUACAUGUGGCGCAUCACCAAGAAUCCGAAAUACCGCCAGUGGGGCUGGGAGAUGUUUGAAGCCUUCCGCGAACACACGAAAGUGGUCGACGAAGUGCACGGCAAGGUGUAUGCGUACAGCUCACUCGACACGGUGAUGGAGAACCCAGUAAAAGAGCGCAAGCGCCGCGACAACAUGGAGAGCUUCUGGCUCGCCGAGACGCUCAAAUACUUCUACCUGCUCUUCUCGGAGGACGACUUCUUCCCGCUCGAUAAAGUCGUCUUCAACACCGAAGCCCAUCCGCUACCUGUCUUCGACAUCACGGGCAGCAAAGUGUUCAAGACCGGUUGGCAACGCAGCAAGGGUCCUCCAACAUCCAAAAAUGCAGACUCGCACGGCACCGGAGAGGGGUCCAAAGAUGGGGACAAUUUCGUGCAGUUCGGCGACCGCCGCGUCGGAAACGGCGUCCGCUUCGACCAGAACGGGAAGCCCGUCGAGGCCAAGAAUUCCGGGCAUGACCACGACGACACGGUCGAGCACGGCCAUAUUGAAGAGAGCGGGCAGGGCAAAGUCCCUGGCGAGCACUCGGUCCUCGAGUCGAAUGACAAUCACGGCGAUAAUCGGAAGAAAGAUGACGGAGCAGGUGCGGCCGGGUUGGAGGAUUCCGCACCUUUGCAGAAUAGUCGUGCCGGCCGGUCGAAGCCGAGAACUGGGAAGGACAUGGAGAAGGAGGAUGAUGAAGCUGCUGCUGCCGCCGCCGCCGAUGAGGAGGAGAUGGUCGCGCAGCGCGGCUCGAUGAAGGGCGGUUGA